Condylura cristata (star-nosed mole) is the source of this 996-nucleotide messenger RNA. Its product is annotated as zinc finger protein 525-like. Gene Ontology annotation, molecular function: DNA-binding transcription repressor activity, RNA polymerase II-specific. The transcript is spliced from 3 exons. Bases 1 to 996 code for a protein of 331 amino acids. The record is from RefSeq and is a predicted model, not a curated record. Gene Ontology annotation, biological process: negative regulation of transcription by RNA polymerase II. NCBI's taxonomy places the organism in Eukaryota, Metazoa, Chordata, Mammalia, Eulipotyphla, Talpidae.
AUGGUGUCAUUCGAGGACGUGGCUGUGAGCUUCACCUGGGAGGAGUGGCAGGACCUGGACGAUGCCCAGAGGACCCUGUACCGGGAUGUGAUGCUGGAGACCUACAGGAGCCUGGUUUCCGUGGGAGAGAGACGCUAUAAAUGUAAAGAAUGUCAGAAAACCUUCUUGUGGCACUCAUCCCUCAGGCUACAUGAGCAAAAACAUACAGGAGAGGGAGGCCAUGAAUGUAGUGAAUGCGGGAAAACCUUUUCACAGAAGUCAACUCUGAAGAGACAUGAGAGCAUUCACACAGGAGAGAAACUCUAUGAAUGUAAAGAAUGUCAGAAAACCUUCUUGUCACAGUCAUACCUCAAGAUACAUGAGCAAAUACACACAGGAGAGAGACGCUAUGAAUGUAGUGAAUGCGGGAAAAAAUUUUCACAGAAGUCAACUCUGAAGGUACAUAAGAACAUUCACACAAGACAGAAACGCUAUGAAUGUAAAGAAUGUAGGAAAACCUUCUUGUCACAGUCAUACCUCAAAAUACAUGAGCGAAUUCACACAGGAGAGAGAUGCUAUAAGUGUAGUGAAUGUGGGAAAACCUUUGCACGGAAGUCAAUUCUGACGGUACAUGAGAACAUUCACACAAGACACAAAAAGUAUGAAUGUAAAGAAUGUAGGAAAACCUUCUUGGCACAUUCAAACCUCAAGAUGCAUGAGCGAAUUCACACAGGAGAGAGAUGCUAUAAAUGUAGUGAAUGCGGGAAAACCUUUUCACGGAAGUCAGCUCUGAAGGUACAUGAGAACAUUCACACAAGACAGAAACGCUAUGAAUGUAAAGAAUGUAGGAAAACCUUCUUGGCACCGUCAAACCUCAAGGUGCAUGAGCGAAUUCACACAGGAGAGAAACGCUAUGAAUGUAAAGAAUGUCAGAAAACCUUCUUGUGGCAGGAGGUCAAGUCUGAGCGCUACCAUGUGACCCACCUGAGGCCUGGGCCCACGCUGACCAGGGAGUGA